Molecule: messenger RNA, 3344 nt
Organism: Cheilinus undulatus (humphead wrasse)
Lineage: Eukaryota; Metazoa; Chordata; Actinopteri; Labriformes; Labridae
Product: discoidin, CUB and LCCL domain-containing protein 1
Exons: 15
Coding region: 53-2020 (655 amino acids)
Source: RefSeq, a predicted model, not a curated record
CCGAGCUGUCGGGGCUUGCACCUUACUUUUUACUUGCGGAGCGGUGGGAAUCAUGCUGGCUAAGUACGAAAACAUCCGGGAUGCUGUGAAGUCUCUUAUUGCUGGUUUCUGGAUUACUUAUAGCUUCUGUUCUGUUGGUGUCCGUGGCCAGGAGGGUAAUGGCUGUGGACACACAGUGCUGGGCUCAGAGUCUGGUUCACUGGCUUCUCAGAACUACCCCGGCACCUAUCCCAGCAACAGCUGGUGUAGGUGGAGGCUCCGUGUGCCAGAGGGGCGAAUGCUGCGACUGUUAUUUGGAGAUUUUGACAUCGAGAGCAGUCCAGGCUGCAGAAACGGCUCUCUUGUGAUGACAGACAAGAAUGGAGAACAGAGUCUGGGUCCAGUGUGUGGGAGACUCAGUUCAUCACAGAAGAAUGUGACACUCACAAGCAAUGAAGUGACGAUUACCUUCAGAUCAGGUUCACACCUCUCAGGACGAGGGUUUCUACUGUCAUACGCCACAGAUCAGUAUCCAGAUCUUAUUUCUUGUUUACAACGAGGAUCUCAUUUUAGCUGGCAGCAUUUUAGUGUUUAUUGCCCUGCUGGAUGUAAGGAUGUCACAGGAGAUGUUUGGGGGAACUCUGAGCAGGGUUACAGAGAUACCUCAGUCCUGUGCAAAGCUGCCGUCCAUGCUGGAGCUGUGUCUGAUAGUCUGGGAGGUCAUGUCACAGUGAAUCGAGAGAAAAGUCUUAGACUCUAUGAAUCCACCUUUGCCAAUGGAGUCCUUUCAAAAAUGGGAUCAAUAUCUGAGAAGAAGCUGCUCUUUAGUCAAGAAUGCAAGAACAUCCUGACUGUUUCUGGUUUAAAUGCGUCAUCUUUCCGUGAUAAGAAGAAUCAAGAGCACGCAAUGCAGUGGUCGUCCAGAAACACGGGUUCAAGUCAUGAGCUCCUACCCUGGGCAGCAGACAGUAAUGAUGCUGAGCCAUGGGUGGAGCUGGAGCUGAGUGAUAGAAGCACAAUUACUGGAAUAAUAACAACAGGAUCAAACGAGUACUACAUCGAGUCCUUCAUACUUCUUUUCAGCAAGGACAGAAAAAAUUGGAAGCUGUACAAAGGCGCUUUCAGCAAAGAAAAAAAGGUCUUUCAGUCCUACACUGAUGGCCACCUCAGGGUUCUCAACAGUCUUUUUCCUCCAGUGGUGGCCCGGUUUGUCCGUUUACAUCCACUGAGCUGGCACAGCCGGGCCUCAUCUCAGGUCCAAGUCCUGGGCUGUCCCAUCUCAAAGGUCACCCCAAGGUCACGGGCAGCAGCUGAAUCCCCAUCCAUCAAAGUGAACAUGGAUACACCACACACCAGUCCCACUCCCACCCCCACCGAUGGCCCAGUGUUAGUGGAGACCAGACUGAGCUCCAGUCAGCCUGUCAUAGUGGCAGUGGGAGUUGUCCUGGCCCUGAUAAUGUGUGGCAGUUGUUUGUUGGCUGGAGUCUGGUGGAAACGAAGGAAAAAAGAAUCACAGUUGAAGUACUCUCUACCUACAAGUUGUCAAAGUUUCCAGGCAAAGAGUCUCCUCUGCUCUCAGUCAGAGCUUAUCUCCUACCCACUGGAGAGAAAUGUCCAUGAUGCUCUUCCGAGCCCUCCUCUUAACGAUUACGCCGAGCCUGCCGUUGCACAUAAAGUCGGAUCAACAUUUAGACCGUCCUCAGACGAGGGUUACACCACCCCCUUCGCCUUCAGCCAUUAUGACACUCCUGGAAUCCUGCCAGAGUAUGCCGAGCCUCUUCCCCCAGAACCUGAGUACGCCACCCCGUUCAGCGAGCAGCCCUCUGACUCACACGGACCUCAUGUACCAGCACCCAGCACUGGCACCAGGGUGACACCCAGCCACUGCCAGUACGACUGCCCCUCACACAGGAUGCUGUCCAAUGGAUACUGCACGCCUGCUCUUCAUGCUACUGGCCCACGGCCGGUCAGCGUGGUGUAUGCUGAGCCCAAGUCACGUGAAACAUUACUACAGAGGCACACAUAUGAGGAGCCUUUGUAAACAGCUCAGUCAAGAGAAAAGACUCGUCUGACAUAAAAAUGUCUCUGGACCAGAGAAUGAUCUCAGCAGGACACAAAGCUGGGCAGUGUUGUCCAGAGUACGCUGAUGCUGACAGAGCUGCACCCAAGUGGUGAGCCAAAAGGCUACAAGUCACAGUGAAUCACUAUGCAUGUAUAGUACGCUGAUCUGAGAGCCAUAUGGAUUCAAAUAUGUUGUUGUACAUAGGAAAUAUCCUGUGAUGCACAAAGGAAAAGCAGGUUCAGUCCUGUGUCAGAGAAACUGUUUAUUAAUGAACUGUUUUAUCACAAGCUGCACUUUCAGAAAACACAUACAGUAAUGUAUGCUUUGACCUACUUAAUAGGAAAAUACAAAUGAACUACUGAACAUGUUCCUGGUCUUCACAAACAUUCUAUUCAUAAUGUUUCAUUUCAACAUAUUAACAAACAUUUACAAAGCACUAGAAAUGGCACAUUGUAACUAAGUGGUUAUAAUUGAUGCAGUGAUUGUGCUUGGCCACUAGGUGGCUCUCUUGAGCUUCUCUUGAGCCUCUAACAGUAAUGUCUGCUGGCUGUCAUUCCUAAGAGGAUGAGCCUUUUUUUUAAAUGGCAGACAUGGAGAUUUCCAUCCUUUUAAGUAAAACAAACAUUAUUUUAAAAUAAAAAAGGCACAACAGGCAUUUUAACACACAUAAACAAAUGCUCCUGGGAUUCAGCCCACAGCAGACACUCGCCAACCGCUAGAGCAGUCCACAUAUUGAUGCCACCUGAGAAGGACAGAUUAGGGUCUCCUUGAGCAGUUCACUCUUUAAACUUAACUUGAAAAAGAAUUCCUGUAUGUUGCCUUAUUGUUCUCGGAUUUUGCCUUUAUACUGUCCCUACAUUAGGUAUUGAUGGAUUUUGUUUGGGAAAUAAAAGGUCUUAAUGCAUAAAAUACUAAAAACAUAAUAUGAAAAAUGGGAUUAUAAGAGAGAAAAUGUAUUAAAACAAGAAAUUGUAAUUUCUCUUAUUUCAAGGCAUUUUGAUACAUCUGAAAGUGUUACUAAAAGAUCUUCAAAAAGUGCAUUCUCUAACAAUCCUUCAUGAUGACACGUUUGUUCAUGUUGUUUACUGCUGAAUAAGGCACAAUAAAAACAGCUUUUUAAAAAAUAUAUUUUAGGAGUUGGGCUGGUGUGUGACUGCUGCUGUAAGAUGUUAUUGUAAGACUGGCAGUGAGGAUUUGUUUAAAAAAAAUUGAUAGAAUAACUUAAAAAAGUGCAAUUUCAAAGAUUUUUCAAAUCUAAAGUAGCAACACCUAACUACAGAUUUCCAUGUUUUUACACUAGUCC